Hirsutella rhossiliensis is the source of this 1494-nucleotide messenger RNA. Its product is annotated as rhomboid family domain-containing protein. Gene Ontology annotation, cellular component: membrane. NCBI's taxonomy places the organism in Eukaryota, Fungi, Ascomycota, Sordariomycetes, Hypocreales, Ophiocordycipitaceae. Gene Ontology annotation, biological process: proteolysis. The transcript is spliced from 4 exons. Gene Ontology annotation, molecular function: serine-type endopeptidase activity. The record is from RefSeq and is a predicted model, not a curated record. Bases 1 to 1494 code for a protein of 497 amino acids.
AUGGCCUCACACGACGACCCCCAUCGCGCCUUUAAUGCUGCUCCACCGCCCGUCCCCUACAACGGCGCCCACUUCGGCACACCCUCGCACUCGACUCCCGCGCCCUCCUACCACUCGGGCCACGAGACUUCGAACCCCCCGUACCCCCAACCUCCGUACGGCGCUCCCCAGGGCCAGCCGCCCCGACCCGGCCCCUCGCCCUUCGAUAGCGUCUUCGAUGACCCGGCAUACCCUCCCGACCAGCGGUCCUACGCCGCCGCCAGCAACCAAGGGCUGUACCAAGACACCGGCUACUACGGCCAAGACCAUGCCUCCAAAAACAACGACUCCGUCGAUCACAUUUACGAUGCCUCGAGUGCCGAGAACGGGACGCGUCGCGCAAAGAACAAGGGCAAGAUCCGCCUCGGCGAGCUUGGCAUGUUUGGCGCCAACCGGAAGAGAAUCCCCUUUGUCGUCUACACCUUGACUGCCAUCCAGGUGGCCGUCUUCAUUGCCGAGAUCGUCAAGAAUGGCAUCUUGACGGGAUCGCCCAUCAUGACCAAGCCCCAGUUCAACCCCAUGAUCGGGCCGUCGACGCAGGUCAUGAUUAACAUGGGCGCUCGCUACGUUCCGUGCAUGCACAACGUCAAGGAGAUACAGGGCUCCAAUGUCCCUGUCCUCUUUCUUUGUCCGAAUGCCACCACAAACGACAACUUUUGUUCACUGUCCGAGCUCUGCGGCUUCGGCGGCGUCCCGAACCCGACCUUUAACAAUGCCGACCAGCGUCCCGCCCCCAAUCAAUGGUUUCGCUUCAUCACCCCCAUCUUCAUGCACGCCGGACUCAUCCACAUUGGCUUCAACCUGUUGAUGCAGCUCACAAUCGCCAAGGAGAUGGAGGUGGCGAUUGGCCCCAUUCGCUUCUUUCUUGUCUACAUGAGCGCCGGCAUAUUUGGCUUCGUCUUGGGCGGCAACUUUGCUGCCCCAGCCUUGCCCUCCACCGGCGCAUCGGGUUCCCUCUUCGGAAUCAUCGCCCUAACUCUUCUCGAUCUCUUUUACUCGUGGAAGGAACGGAAAAGUCCCGUCAAAGACUUGAUGUUUCUCAUCCUCGACAUGGUCAUCUCGUUUGCCCUGGGCCUGCUGCCGGGGCUGGACAACUUUGCCCACAUUGGCGGGUUCGUGAUGGGGCUAGCUCUCGGCAUCUGCGUCCUCCACUCGCCCAACUCGCUGCGCAAGAGGAUGGGCAACGGCACCCCGUACUCGGUCGUCGUCCCGGGAGACGGCUCACCGUCGGCCCAGUUCUUCAGGGGUCCGCUCGGCUUUUUCAAGGGACGGAAGCCGUUCUGGUGGUUCUGGUGGAUCGUCAGAGCCGUUGUCCUCAUCGUCGUCAUCGUCGUCUUCAUCGUGCUGGUCAACAACUUUUACACGGCUCGGGAUCGCUGCGAGUGGUGCAAGUACCUGAGUUGCAUUCCUGUAAGCAACUGGUGCGAAAUCGGCACGAUUCGCGAGGACAGCUGA